CAACACAGUUUAUAUACAAAAAAUGUAUUGACAUCGACAACAACAACGUACAAUGCAAUUUAAUGCAUGGAGAGGUUUGGGCACUAUAAAUACGUAGAAACUACAGAUUUAGGUUGAUCAAAUAAUUUGACAGAUUGGUGUUGGGCAUAUUUUAUUGUAGUUUACAUUCGGCUUAUCAGCGGCAUGAAUAAGAUGAUAACAGAUUAUUAUAGAGUUAAUCGCACUAAAGUUGUACAAAACAUGGAAGGUACUCCUAAAAAAAGAUAUAAUUUAAGUUUAAAAUCAUCGACGCCAAAUAAGGUGGUGAAAACUGACGAACCUGUAAAUGUUAUUAAUUUAUGCAGUGAUGAUGAAGACGCAGAUAGUACUACAAACAAAACUAGCAGCGUUGUUCAAUCUUCUCCAAUGUGCUUACAAUUUGAUGAUACAUCUACUACUAAUACUACUAUAUUAUAUACUCCCAUGACUCCCACCAAUACUUAUGAGAGCACUCCGAACAAAAAAGUUGAUAGUCCUGGAACUUCAAAAAAGUUUUUUUCUCCAACUAAAAAUCGUCGUGUAAAUACACCACAGAAGGCAAAAAAGAACUUACACAGCAUAUUUAGUUCUAAUGUUGUGACAUCAGCAGAUGAUGCCUCAUUCCCUGAAGGAUUUAAAAGUUAUGAUGAUAAGACUAUGUUUCUAUUGAAGAUUAUUCACAAAUAUCUUAAUGAUGAGUCUCUGAGGAAACUGCUACCUGAACACUUAGACAAGCUUCUAAGUAAGACUGUGGAUGUAAUGAAGCCAGGCUUGCGUCUGAUAUGUAGAUUGUUCUGGCGCAAAAGAUGCUGGUACAGAAGAGAAGAAACUAAGAAGAUUGCAAGUGGAGACAACAUUAUUGAUGAUCCGCAUUUUGAAUUUAUGAUCAAUUCUUUAGUAGAACAAGGCUUUAUAAAGUAUUCUGUAAAUGAUGUAAGUUGUAUGACAUUCGAGGAUUAUGUGGAAGUAUUGAAGCUUAAUGAAUUAAAAGAUGUAUGCAAAGAGUUAAAUAUUAAAGUGAAGACUAAGCAAGAGGCGAUAACUUCUUUAAAGAACUUCAUUUCGCGUACUGUUAAUAUAAGCAAUUAUUUCAAAGGUGAAAAGAGUAAUAAUGCAAACAGGGGAAUGGAAAAGUUAAGAAUCAAAGCUGGUAUAUGCUACAAAUUAAGUGAAAAUGCUGAUGUAACAUUUACGAAAUUAUAUUAUCUAAUGUACUUUGGAGUGGACUACAGUAUAAUUAGAGAAAAUAAGUUGGAAUUAAUACUUCUUAAUAUGAAAGUUGGAAAGGAAAUUUACCCAGUAAAUGAUGAUAUUACCAUGGAUAAUGCAACUGUUGUUUUUAAUACAAGAGAUGAAUUCGAAAGUUACAUCAAUGCAUAUACAAUAUCAGAAAAAUGGCACUCAGCAAAUAGUACUGAUGAAAAAAUUGCAAUCAGCUCUAUGGUUGGUAGUUUGUACAAGAAUCUUAGUGAAGAAGAAUGGAAUUAUUACAAAUCAUUACCAUCGUGGUUACGAAAGUAUACACCGGGACAUAUAUACAUCAAGAUAUUAGAAAAAAGUGUGCCAGAGUUGAAAAAGAUGAAAGAGAAAAAAUAUAUUAAACAAGCAUUGAAAAUUCUAACUACUUUAAUACGACAGUCUGCCUUCAGACAGCAUAAAAAGUCCUUAUGGUAUGCAGAAAAAGCUCUUAUUUUGGAAAAACAUGAGAACUCUGACCAAAAGGCUGCUGAAGUUUUGUUAGAAGGGCUGAAGUCUGAUAUAGAGGAGGAUUGUAAAUGUGAGAUGCGGCCGCGAGCUCUGAAACUGGCAACACAGAAGUGUAACGAAGUUGGUGACGAACUGCGACAAGAAUUACUCCAGUGUGCUUUACUAAACCCUCUCAAGGAGAAUGAUUUUGAAGCUAGACAUAUUUAUAAACAACCCAAAGAGUGAGUGCUGAUUUUAAAAUAUUAACAUAUUCC
Messenger RNA from Papilio polytes (common Mormon), 1979 nucleotides. RefSeq lists its product as uncharacterized. The transcript is spliced from 8 exons. Gene Ontology annotation, molecular function: 5'-3' exonuclease activity; flap-structured DNA binding; 5'-flap endonuclease activity. Gene Ontology annotation, cellular component: nucleus. The record is from RefSeq and is a predicted model, not a curated record. Gene Ontology annotation, biological process: interstrand cross-link repair. The coding region runs from base 184 to 1950 and encodes 588 amino acids. NCBI's taxonomy places the organism in Eukaryota, Metazoa, Arthropoda, Insecta, Lepidoptera, Papilionidae.